This is a messenger RNA of Diaporthe batatas, 1797 nucleotides long. RefSeq lists its product as uncharacterized. NCBI's taxonomy places the organism in Eukaryota, Fungi, Ascomycota, Sordariomycetes, Diaporthales, Diaporthaceae. The coding region runs from base 1 to 1797 and encodes 598 amino acids. The transcript has 9 exons. The record is from RefSeq and is a predicted model, not a curated record. Gene Ontology annotation, molecular function: L-amino acid transmembrane transporter activity. Gene Ontology annotation, cellular component: membrane. Gene Ontology annotation, biological process: amino acid transmembrane transport.
AUGGUAUCAUGGAGGAAGCCUUUCAGCGGCCGAGAAGGCGCAGAUGUUGCCACGGCGGACAGCGCGAGCCAGAUCUCCGACGGCAGCAUCACCUAUGUCGGGGAGAAGGGAGGCAACAACGCGGGCGCGACGUACCAGGAAGCAUCCGGUGCUCCGGUUGAGAGCCAGUCUCCCCUCGGCUACGCUGUUGGGCCUGUUACCAUCCUGCUGUUGAACAUCAGCAUGAUGAUCGGCACCGGAAUCUACUCGACACCCUCCGCCAUCUUGUCAGGAACUGGGUCGGUUGGUCUGAGCUUUAUCUAUUGGACCAUAGGCUUUUUGGUCUGCAUCGCCUCCGGCUCAGUGUACCUCGAGUUCACCGCAUACUUCCCCAGCCGCUCCGGAUCUGAAGUGGUCUUCCUAGAACAGGCCUAUCCUCGUCCGAUGUGGUUCUUCCCGACAACCUUUGCCGUUCAAAAUGUCAUACUUUCGUUUGCCAGCAGCAAUGCCAUUGUAUUAUCUAACUACUUGUUUGCCAUUGCUGGUCAUAAGGGUACCGACUGGCAGGUGAAAGGUGUCGCGUUGGCCGGCUACACUGUUGCGACCCUAUCCUUGACCUUCAACACGAAAUAUUCAUACUACUUGUCCAAUGCGAUUGGACUCGUCAAGAUUUGCACCUUACUCUUCGUCAUCAUCACUGGCUUUGUCGUCUUGGGUGGAAAUACCAAGAUCGAGAACCCGACAGCGAAUUUCAAAAACGCCUUCCAAGGAACUGAGAACGCUACGGCUUAUGGCUUGACCAACGCGCUUUACAGGAUCAUCUUUUCAUACGGAGGAUACAACAACGCCUUUAAUGUCGCAAACGAAGUCAAGAAUCCUGUCAAGUCACUCCGCAAGUAUGCAUUCCUGGCCCUCUUCACAGUCUACGUCCUCUAUAUGUUUGCCAAUGUGGCGUUCUUCUCCGCCGUGUCCAAGUAUGACCUGGUCAACUCGGGUACCACAGUUGCCACCUUGUUCUUCAAAGGCGUGUUAGGAGACAGCGGGGCCGUUCGUGGACUUAACUUCCUCGUGGCCUUGAGCGCAUUUGGGAAUAUUAUUGCAGCCCUCUUGGGCUCAUCGCGGAUGAUAAGGGAAUGUGGCAGACAAGGUGUUCUUCCGUGGACCAAGUUCUGGGUCACUACCAAGCCAUUCGGCACACCGAUUGGGCCUUAUUUUGUCAAGUGGGCUCUCACUGCUCUGAUGAUCCUCGCGUUGCCCUCGGGUGAUGCAUUCAACUUCGUGAGUGACUUGGCGAUCCUCCCGACGGCCGCCUUCAACGUGGCGAUGGGCGUUGGUCUGUACGUGGUGCGAUGGCGACGAAAGCGUGCAAACCUGCCGGAGCCCGAGUUCAAGGCGUGGCACGUCGUGGUCAUUUUCAACAUCCUGGUGCAGCUCUAUCUCCUAGUCAUGCCGUGGUACCCUCCCGAAGGUGGCCAAUAUGCCGGUGACGUGAGCUUCUGGUAUGCCACUUACGCUGUUACCGGCGUCGCGAUUCUCGUUACUUGCGGCGUCUACUACUGGUUCUGGGCCAAGUUGAUCCCUAAGUGGAGGGGAUACCAGCUCCGGCAGGUGGUGAUUAAGCUCGACAAUGGAGCGCAGACCCACGAGAUCAAGAAGAUACCAAACGAGGAGCUAGCCGAGUUCGACGCAACGCACGAUGCUGCCGGUCGCUUGAAGGUUACUUCCAGCGUUCUGUAUGACCAGGAGAAGGGAAGCAGCGCUUCUGAUGAUGGCGAUGGUGAAAAGACUACCUCGACGCAGAACAAUGUGGCAGUCUGA